Molecule: messenger RNA, 510 nt
Organism: Pediculus humanus corporis (human body louse)
Lineage: Eukaryota; Metazoa; Arthropoda; Insecta; Psocodea; Pediculidae
Exons: 2
Coding region: 1-510 (169 amino acids)
Source: RefSeq, a predicted model, not a curated record
AUGCAACUAAGAACAAUUUUUAUAAAAAUUUUUUGUGGAUUAGCACCAGGAUUUUUACCUGUCAUCCACAUUUUAAUUUUAUAUUUAUUUUGGGGCAAGUAUUCAAGAAGAGUUGAUAAAAGAUAUUGUUCUUGUUCUUGCUGGGAUACAGUUUUUAAAGGCACUUAUGAGACUGGAAUCGGAUCAUACAAACACAUGUAUUUCAACGCCACAUCAAAUUCUAUAAAAAUUUGGCUUACAACUGUUACUUUAAUGUCAAUUGCUUUAAUCCACAUAUUGGCUGGUGGAGUGGAUCAAUUUAUAGUUAACAUUUUUUAUGGUGAAGGAGACACUCAUCAAAUAUUAAGAGAUUUAGCUUUUAUCGUUCCUGAUAUACUUCAUUUAAUUCUACCUAUUGUUCAGUAUUAUAAUUAUCACAAAGGACAAAUUCACUUGCACAAUUUUAAAAAUGACAUUAUUUUAAUGUUUUUUUUAACUUUUUUCGGUUUUUUUCUAUGCUACAUACUUUAA